Molecule: messenger RNA, 789 nt
Organism: Ipomoea triloba (trilobed morning glory)
Lineage: Eukaryota; Viridiplantae; Streptophyta; Magnoliopsida; Solanales; Convolvulaceae
Product: calvin cycle protein CP12-3, chloroplastic
Exons: 1
Coding region: 218-616 (132 amino acids)
Biological process (GO): negative regulation of reductive pentose-phosphate cycle
Cellular component (GO): chloroplast
Source: RefSeq, a predicted model, not a curated record
AAAUUAUUCAUCCUAGUCACAGUAGAUUAUAGAUAGAUUCCUUAUCCUAACUUUUACAAAAGCAAAGCUAUCCAAUCUAAUCCAAUUCAGCGACCAAAUUGAGCAGGGUGAACACAAAGCCACAAAGAUCAAGUGACGGAGCUGAGAACCCUCAACGUGAUAAGUGGCAAGAAAAAGAGGAAAAGGGAGAAAAGAUCAUAGAACGUCGAAGAAAGGUAUGGGGUCUUUGAGUUUGACGGGUUUCAGUUUGAAUCUGAAGCCAUCUGUACCCCAAGGCCCUGGCUUGUUCAGAUCAGGGCUACCGCCAAGGAAGGUGAUGCAGCAGCAAGUAGAGAUCAGGAGGGUGAAAGCUACGAGCGGAGGAGCUAAGUACAAGGGGACGUACAUGAGGGAGAAGCAGCUGGAGGAGAUGAUAGAGAAGAUGGUGAAGGAAGCCAAGGAGGUGUGUGGCGAGGACGAAACGUCCGACGAGUGCAAGGUGGCAUGGGACGAGGUGGAAGAGGUGAGCCAAGCCAAAGCCGAUCUCCGCCUCAAGCUUGAGAAACAGCAAGAUCCCCUCGAGUCCUUCUGUCAAGACAACCCUGAAACUGAUGAGUGUCGCAUCUAUGAACAUUGAUUAUAUUGUUGAAGUUCUGCACUCACUGGUUCCGCAUCUGUCUUAAUUUUAAUUUAUCACUGUACUUGUAGCACCACCAUAUAACCAUAUUUGAUGUAACACAACAAAUGUGUUUGUUUGAUAAUACUAUCUAUUCAAGCAAAAGCAGUUGCCCCCUUUUUUUUAGCACUCAA